Sceloporus undulatus (fence lizard) is the source of this 488-nucleotide messenger RNA. RefSeq names its product histone H2B 1/2/3/4/6-like. The record is from RefSeq and is a predicted model, not a curated record. Gene Ontology annotation, molecular function: protein heterodimerization activity; DNA binding; structural constituent of chromatin. The coding region runs from base 15 to 488 and encodes 157 amino acids. NCBI's taxonomy places the organism in Eukaryota, Metazoa, Chordata, Lepidosauria, Squamata, Phrynosomatidae. Gene Ontology annotation, cellular component: nucleosome. The transcript is spliced from 3 exons.
UAGAGAGCAUCGCAAUGCCUGAGCCCGCGAAGUCGGCGCCGGUGCCGGUGCCCAAGAAAGGCUCCAAGAAGGCGAUCACCAAGACCCAGAAGAAGGGCGACAAGAAGCGCAAGAAGAGCCGCAAGGAGAGCUACUCCAUCUACGUCUAUAAGGUGCUGAAGCAGGUCCACCCGGACACCGGCAUCUCCUCAAAGGCCAUGAGCAUCAUGAACUCCUUCGUCAACGACAUCUUCGAGCGCAUCGCUGGAGAGGCCUCCCGCUUGGCCCAUUACAACAAGCGCUCCACCAUCACCUCCAGGGAGAUCCAGUUUUCAGACACGGAGAACUCAGCGCGUCAGGCGAUCAUGCCCACUAUAGGUGUGGGCAACGGUGGAAGUUACCCGCGGGGCAGAAGGAGAGCACAGUCCAUUAGCAGCCCUUCUGGGGCUACCAACCGUCCUUUUACGCAGAGUGCUCACCACUCCAGCCACAUCUUCCCUCAUCUGUAA